ACACACACACACACACACACACACACACACACGGAUGAGUCGGGAGAUGAUCCGCUCCUAGACCAUGGCGCCGUCGGGCUCGCGGAGCAUCAGGCGCGGCUGUAAGAGAGUUCUGUACUGGAUCCCGGUGCUGUUCAUCGCCCUCAUAGUGGCCUGGUCCUACUACGCCUAUGUCCUGCAGCUCUGCAUCGAAUCCAUUGAAGACACGGGGGAGAAGGUGGUGUACCUGCUGGUGUACCAUGUCGUCUUCGUCCUGUUCGUGUGGGCGUACUGGCAGACCAUCUUCACCAGGCCCCUCAACCCCCUGAAGGAGUUUCACCUGUCCCACUCCGACAAGGAGCUGCUGGAGCGUGAAGACCGGGGGGAGUCCCAGCAGGAGAUCCUGAGGAGGAUAGCCCGGGACCUGCCCAUCUACACCCGCACCAACUCCGGAGCAAUCCGUUUCUGUGACCGCUGCCAGCUGCUGAAGCCUGAUCGAUGUCACCAUUGUUCGGUCUGCGAUAAAUGCAUCCUGAAGAUGGAUCACCACUGCCCCUGGGUGAACAACUGUGUGGGAUUCUCCAACUACAAGUACUUCAUGCUGUUCCUGGCGUACUCGCUGCUUUACUGCCUUUUUAUAACCGCUACAGAUCUUCAGUACUUCAUUAAGUUUUGGACAGCUGGAGGUAAAGCACACUUCCGUCUGAAAGAAUACCUGAAAGGCCUCCCGGACACCCAGGCCAAGUUCCACAUCCUCUUCCUCUUCUUCUCGGCCUCCAUGUUCUCCGUCAGCCUGGCUUCGCUCUUCAUCUACCACUGCUGGCUCGUCUGCAAGAACAGGUCCACCCUGGAGGCCGUGCGCGCUCCGGUGUUUCGCCACGGCACAGACAAGAACGGCUUCAGUUUGGGCUUCAGCAAGAACUUCCGCCAGGUGUUUGGCGACGAGGUGAAAUUCUGGCCCGUUCCUAUUUUCUCCAGUUUAGGUGACGGCUGCUCGUUCCCCACCUGCCUGGUGAAUCUGGACCCGGAGCUGCCUUCGUCGCCCACAGGCUCCAACCCUGCCAGCAAGGCUGCAACAGAGGGCCGUCAGUUCCCCUCCAAACCUCUUCGAGAGAGCCAGAGUCGUCUGCUCACCAGCACCCCCUCCUGGUCAGAGAGUGACGGUGCGACAGACAAGGACAAGAAGGGUGCCAGUAACCCGGCCAUCACCAUAGAAAACGAAGCCUGAACCGAAUUUCAAGCCGAAACCAGAAAAAGUGUGUGCUGCUCCCUCCUCGGCGUCGGUGCCGAUCGGAACAUGGCCUGAUGGGGAAAACGGGACUGAUAAAUCACAGCGAGCCACUGCGGCCUGGACGGAGUGGAUCCAAAGUAAAACUGCAUUCCAGAGAUCUGAUUUUCUUUUGAAAAAAGCACAGAGCAGCAGCAGAGGGGCAGCCGCCGUUUUGCACUUUGAAUCAGCCGGAGCUGCUUCUCUAAGUCACAGUUCAGCCUCCCAACUGUCUGCAAGUGUGUCUGUCUCCUCUUCAGUUUCCCUGCGAGGCACACGAUGCGCCAACGCUGUUAGAAGUUUUGCCAAACGUUUGCACACAGAGAGUAGAUUAGUCGUGGUGUUGAUGUGCUGUAAACCACAUUCCCUUGUUUCCCUGUC
This is a messenger RNA of Salarias fasciatus (jewelled blenny), 1627 nucleotides long. RefSeq names its product zDHHC palmitoyltransferase 2 (gene zdhhc2). The record is from RefSeq and is a predicted model, not a curated record. The transcript is spliced from 15 exons. NCBI's taxonomy places the organism in Eukaryota, Metazoa, Chordata, Actinopteri, Blenniiformes, Blenniidae. Gene Ontology annotation, molecular function: palmitoyltransferase activity. The coding region runs from base 65 to 1207 and encodes 380 amino acids.